Molecule: messenger RNA, 6947 nt
Organism: Chlamydomonas reinhardtii
Lineage: Eukaryota; Viridiplantae; Chlorophyta; Chlorophyceae; Chlamydomonadales; Chlamydomonadaceae
Exons: 7
Coding region: 532-5283 (1583 amino acids)
Biological process (GO): intracellular signal transduction; protein phosphorylation
Cellular component (GO): cytoplasm; nucleus
Molecular function (GO): ATP binding; MAP kinase activity
Source: RefSeq, a predicted model, not a curated record
CCCGUGUUCCGGACAAGGUUCCGUAGCCGCUGCCAAUCGCGUCGCCACUGGUCAGUUGACAUGAGUCUUCGGGCUGAGUCCCCCUUAGCAAAGCGGGGCGAAGCUUCCCAGGAUCACCCCUGUCCGUACCUGCCCACAAACCGUUGACAGACACCCACCAACGUCAUCAUGAACAGGAUGAACAGGACAAGAAGCGUGGGCCGUGGACGAGCGCGUGCAAAUUACAUCUGAAACAUUUUCAUGUACAGUUGUUUAGGUUGGGGUCAGUCCUGGUUGCUGAGGCCGAGUCUGACGGGGUGAACUUACGGCAGGCUAGAACUCAAAGCUUCGCCCUUACUUCCAGCGCUGCCCUUCUUGUGCACUGCAGUUUAGCUCCGAUGACUCUUAUCAUAUUACAGGUGCUCUCGCUUGAAUUCUUGUUCUCACGGUUUGGUUUCUAGGUUCGCCGACCAGCAGGUUGCAAUCCCUUGGUCACGGCCGCACCGUGUGCGGAUUUGCCAGGCCCAAACAAUGCUCUAAUGCCUCACGGUCAUGGAGCAUUACGUAUAUCUCCGCACCAUCGCGGAAGGCAGCUACGGCGAUGUCCACGCAUGCCUGCGGAAGGACACUGGCGAACUUUGCGCCGUGAAGCGCAUGAAGGACGCCCACAUCGAUGGCACGAGUAAGCGACUGGCGCUGCGUGAAGCACAAAUUCACCGGGCGCUUCCGCCGCACGUGAACGUCACCCGCCUCAUGGACGCCUUUCGCGGCACCAGCGGCCGCUUGUACCUGGUUUUUGAUUUGGCAAACCGAAGCCUGCUGCAUGAAAUGCGCAAACACCCUCGUGGCGUCGUGCCGUCUGGCAUGGCCAAGGUGGUGGCGUGGCAGCUGCUGCGCGCGCUGGAGCACUGCCACAAGCAGGGUGUGGUGCACCGCGACGUCAAGCCCGCCAACGUGCUCAUUGGACAGCCGCAAGCGGACCCAGCAGGCCGCGGGCCGCCAUCUCCAGCAGCAGCGGCAGGAGCGGCAGCAGCUGUGCACCCCGGCGGACAAUCCUGCAGCUCUACGCCCCAUGGCGCCGGCAUGGUCGUGAAGCUGUGCGACUUCGGGCUUGCACGCUACCUGCCCAGCAAGCGGUCAACCACCGCCGCCGCAAGACCGCGGCGAGGCGGCGAGGCGGGGCCCCUGGAUGACCGGAAACAGCGGCUGGGAGGGCUGACUGACUACGUCGUGACGCGGUGGUACAGGGCACCCGAGGUGAUCAUCUCGUGUGAGCCGUACGACACGGCGGUUGACAUCUGGUCAUUCGGCUGCACGUUGGCAGAGCUGAUGUCGGGCACGCCGCUGUUCCCCGGCUCCUCCAGCCCGGACCAGCUGUGGCGCAUCAUGCGCUGCUGCGGAGCGCUGGCGGACCGCCACGCGGCGUACCUCAAAUUUUAUCCACGGUUAGCGGCGCUCGCAGAGACGCCCGCACCAGGUCGCACGCUAGCGGAGCGCGUCCCGGCCGCGUGUCCUCAGAUGCUGGACCUGAUCAACGCCUGCCUCAACAUGGACCCCCUGAAGCGGCCCACCGCCACGCAGCUGCUGCAGCACCCCUUCUUUGCCGACGUCCCACGGCUGCUGGCGGCAGACCCCGAGCUGCAGCAGCUGCUGGCGGCGCCGCAGAGCAAGAUGCCGCAGCCGCUGGUGCCAAGCUCAGCUCCCGUGCCUCCCAAUGACCAGCAGCAGCCUAACUCACAGCAGCCACCGGGCGUUCCGGUAGCUGACGUCGUCACGGCGUCAAUGGUGGCCGCGCCGGCACCGGAGCCCGCGAUGCCCGCAGCCGCACCUGCUGUGCGUGCAGCGGGCGAUGAGCUAGCAGCUGCUGCAGCAGCUUCGCCGGCGGAAACGGUGCACAUCAGCAGCGGCAACAGCUGUAGCAGCAUCUGCAUCAUCGAAGUCGGGAACAUGGCUGCAACAGCAGACACAGAGGCGCCCCGGCGGCGGGUCAUGUCACUCAGUGCUCUCGUGAUCACUGCUGCUACUGUUGCUGCUGAUGCUGCUGAGGCCGUGGCAAGUGCAUCCAGCGGCGGCUGCGGCGUUGGCUGCGGCGAAACCUCAACAACAGUAGAUACUGCCGGCGGCGCAUCCGGCACCAGUAGCUGCAUGGCGAUGGCUUGGCCACAUCUGCUGGCUGCGCGUGGCGCUGUGACGCAACCGCCGCACGUCAUUCCGGUGGAUCUGCGCGUGUCGUACCUGGAUUUAGACGCGGCGAUGCCCGCGGCUGCAGCCGGCAUGGCCUACCAGCAACGCCUCCGUGAUGUGCGCAGCGAGCAGCUCCGGCCGGUGGCGGUGGAGCAAGGCCAGCGCCGGCACAUGUCCUACCCGCGCCUGCUGCCUAACGCGCUGCAGCAAGUGUACGCGAGCGCGUCGGAAGCUCAACAGCAGGAUGCGGUCACGGUGGACGCACCCGCAACUGCGGAUACGGCGGCGGGCGGCGGCGGAGAGAGAUGCCACGGCGGCUACACCCGCCGCCAUGGCGUCCUGUCAGACGCCAAGAGCUCUCCUGUUUCCAACCAAGCAUCUACCAAAGCCUCCCCGGCGGCUGCGGUUGCAGCCGCCGGCUCGAGGGCAGCAGCCCUGUCACCUGCUUCGCUGCUGCCGAUCUCUCGCACUCUUGGUGUGAUUGGCGCAGCCUCUGCGUCGCUGCAGUGUUCGUGGUCACACCUACGUCAGGGUGCCACCCCGGCGGGGCCCCCUUACUGUGCAGCGGCCCGGCAAGUGGAUUGUCGGUUUCCAAUUGGCCGCGGCCCGCGUGCGCCACCGGCGGACGGCUGCACCCUGCUCCGGCCGCCGGCCCUCACCGGUCGGCGGCGGACGCCAGUGAUCACGCCGUUAGCAGUGGAGGCAGUUGACGUGUACAAGGAGGCUACGGCUGCUGCGGCCAUCUCGUUGCAAACCUCGGGAGACAAGCUGCCUUCCCAGGUGGGAGCAGAGGGCAGCCGCAGCCUACAAGACGGCGGCGGGAGCACGUGGCCCUUUGCAUGCUCGCCUGCGGCCUUGUACAGCAGUCAUAACAGUGCCGCGACAGCUCCAGGUGAUGCGGGAGACCUGUACCGCUUCUCGUCUAUCGGCCAAGGCCCAACUGGCGCCGGUGCUCAGAGCCACCGCGGUCCUCGCCGGCUGCUGUCUGCCGCCGACCUCAGCAGCGGUGUCGGUGUGGUGCAGCGCAGCACCCGCAACUCAGAAGCCACCGUAUUAGCCGAGCCGGCGCUGCCCUGCAGCGGUAGCGGCGAUGGCGAACCUGCAGUGCAGCAGCAUCCAGCAAGCCAUCCGCGGCGGCAGCGUCCCACGCUGCACGCAUUUGUGUCUGUCGUACAACCGAGUGCGGCGGAUGUGGAUUUCGAUUCGGACGAGCCCCCUGAAGUCACUGGCGUCUGCUGUGGCAACGACCAUGCCGCUGCACCUUUGGUUGCUGCGGUGUCCUCUAUGGCAGCCGCUGGAGCCGUCACCGAAACAGUCCCGCUGCCAGGCGGUGGCAGGGGCUUCCGCGGCGGCACCCCGCAGCGCCCAGACUCGGCGGCCAAGACAAUGGACACGCAUGACGGCAACAUCGAGGUGACUGUGUCGGUGCGACUGGCUGCCGCCAUCUUGACCGCAGCAGCCUCGGCCGCCAGCACGUUCUCGCGGCGGGGCCUGACAACAGGCGUCUCGUCGGCUCCGUUGCUGGCGGCUGGCAGCAGCGGUGGCGCGGCUGCUGUGGCGGCGCCGGAGGCAGCCGUUGGUCCCUCGGCUGCUCCAACAACAGCGGCGGCGGCGGCGGCGGCGGCAGGUCAAGCACACUCUUGCAGCAGCGCAACCGUUGCUGCAGCGCCAGAGCAGCAGGCAAACACAGCAGCACGGAUCCUGAUGCCGCCGCCUGCCACAGAGGAUGUGUACAGCUACGCGUACAGCCCAGCUGCCGACCUGCUGGCCUCCGUGGGCGCCACCGCCGCGUGCCACGGCCGCCUGCUGGACCUCGAGCUGCGGUCCCCAUUUGACCUCGCAGAAGACACCACCACGCCUCGGCCCCCUGAGCCCCGUCAUGCCGCCCUCGUGGUUAGCAACGCCGUGUCUGUUAUGUCUACGGCCAGAACCACACGCGCGGUCACCCCCGUCGGGAGUGGGUGCAGUGGCAGCAUCCUGGUCGCGUCAGGCUACGGCGGUGGCGGCCCUGUGGCUGGCAUCAUCGACAUCAACGCCCUUUUCACCACGGUGGGAGGCAACCAGCAGCAGACCAGCAACACCUGCUGCACCUCCGUUUACAGCUGUGCCACCUCCGCGUACGUGCAAGGUGGCGGCAACGGUUCUGCAACGCCGUGCAGCAGUACUGCGGCCGCGGCGGCCGGCCCCGCCGGUUCCUUCGCGGCCCAUAGCUUCAGCACGGUUUCCGCGGCGGCGGGUGCUGCGGUAGGAACCAGCACGACGGCCUUUGGGACGGCUGGCGCAGCAGCGGGACGCUGCAGCGGCGGCCACCGCGGCGUGAUGACUUUCCUCGGUAGCAGUCACCAAGGAGCUGAGAUGGAGGUGCCGAGCGGCUCAACUGGCGUGCCCCUUGCUCCAGGAGCUUCUAACCCACUGGCAAGCGGCGCCGCAAACCGUAUCUCGGGAGGCGGCGCCGCCACGGCGGUCUCAGCUGCUGCGUUGCAGCUGCGCAACAGCGCAAUAGGCAGCAGCACAGCGCCGGACGUGGAUGCCACCAGUGCUGCUGGCGCCGCAGCCGCCGAAGCUACCAGCGCUUCGGAAGCCUGCAGCGCCACUGCCUCAGUGGGCGUGAGACUCGAGGCGUCCACCAUAGUGCGAUCGCGUGUGCUUGAGCGCCUCCUCGCACAGGCCUCCUCCCGGCUCUCUUGUGCGGACAAGGCCGACAGUGCCGGGGCUGCGGACGACUCGUGCGCGAGGAGGGACCGCCGCAGGAGCGGUAGUCGUGACUACUCCCUGUCUGGGUCCGUCUCCGGGCUGUGGUGGAAGGGCUUCGCGCUCCGCCCCGCAAGCUUGGACGUGCCCGAGGCACAGGUUCUUUUUGCACAGCAGCGGCAGGAGCAGCAAUCUCAUGAUGUCCAGGCGGCGGCGUCUAGGGCUGCCGCCGGUGUGAGUGACCAUCACAACUGGAAUGACGUGCAGGCAGGACGCGGCCAGGCCACACGGCAGCUGGAAGCUGAGGGGCGCGCCACCGCCGGUGGGCGCACAGCCGCAGUGUUCACUGCGGAGAAUGCAGCUGUUGCAGAAGCUGCAAAGCCGUCACGGUGGCGCACCUGGCUUCCUAGCAGCUGCUGGCGUGUGUAGUUGCAGCAGCUGCGCGUUUGUUGGGACGCACGGUGUGGGGAAGUGCAACGAGUACGGUAUAGAGGAUUGGUCGUAAAGGUCAUGCGGUAGAUGCAUGCUUUAGGCCGCAUCCUGCAGCAAAGAACGUUUGGUGGGCAAUGUUGUGCACCGAUGCGUGUUGUGCUUAUACGACUUAUGUCAACUUGAUAUACUAUGACAGCGGGGUACGGUAAUAAGCCCUGGGGUGCAGCAAUGGGGGUGCAACCAAUGCAACGCAAAGAGUAAGGAGUACCGUGCUAUGGCAUGCAUGUGGUGAUGUGGGUUACGAGCGCGUAAGCUGACAGUUGGUCCUGCAUUCUGCAAUUAUUAUUACUGGGGCAGAACACACUGCUUGCAUUUUCCGGGAUUCGGUGCAACUGUGCCGGACCUAACAUACUGUGUGUGCGCAGACUGCACUGGUCUGCCCCAAAAAGCCAACAACCCGGACAUAGCUUGCUGCGACAGUCAAUGCUUCAAGCUUGUGUGAACAGGAUGCAGGUCGCGUUUAAUGCAAGAAGCUGAUUAUUCUUUGUGGGCUGUAAAUGAUGCAUGCAGGGGUUUGCUGGUCGGCUGGUACGGGUGCGGGUGCUGACGGCUCUGUCUUAGGCAGGGCCCGUGCCUGCACACGCUUAUCUUCUUGCAGCUCUAGGGCGCAGCAAGGCUAAGCUUACUGUAGUUGUCUUGAGCAAUACGCGAUCCAUGUCUGCAUGAAAUGUCUAGUACAGGGCUUGGCGGAAAGCUCAUGGCAAGAGGCCGGAAAGAAGGGGGCUGGCUAGGAUUCACGCAAGUCGAAAUACGGUGGCAGGGGAACAAGUCAAUGAGGUAAGAGCGCCUGAAAUGUCAAGGGGAAAUGCACGGGCUUGAUUGGGUGUCAGUGCGAUAAGAGAGCGUACUUUAAAGCAAAACGAUGCCUGUUGCAAUGCAUUGCAUUCAUGCGCGGACUCACUCGCGUGUUUUAUCCAUGCCGGGAGUUAUGCUGGCCAAAUGCGUGCGGGAAAGGAGAGUGAAGCUGUGGGGGAUGCGAAGUGCGGGCCGUGCGGCCGCUGGGAUGGCGUGGCAACAUACCGUACGGUAUAUUUGGUUGCCGUGUGAACUAGCGGGCACAUGCAGGUUGAACAAGCGGGCAUCCACAAGGUGCAUGAGUGGACAAAACCCGCAUCAGCUUUUAGCGCCAGGUGAAUUGAGCUUGAGCAGGUGCGCCGCAGGGCGGGCACUGGGGUCUCCAUCCGCGGCACCGUUUGAAAGGAGCUGGGGGUUGAAUCAGUUGCUAUCUUGGUGGUGCCAUAGGCCAUUGCAACACACGCCUUGCGCACGUCUUGUUUCAUGGUACAUGGCGUUGGUCAAACACAUGGUUGCUUCGUGACAGUUCGCUGGCGUGGUUGGGGUGUACAUGGCUAGCCAGUGAGCACACCGGUCUGCCACGUGUGAAGGGCUGAGCGAGAAAGGAUAAUGAACAGGGAGGUAGGCAGAGACGGUCCUGCUGGGGGAGCAUACGACUCUGCCAACUGUUGCAGGCGACGAUUAGCAUAGUCUGCACCGGUGCGGUUGCGCAUAGGAGAGGGUUCGAUUUGGGUCAGAUAUGGGCCUCGGUUUCUACAACAACAGGAAUGCACGUCGUGCUCACCACCUUGUAACCACACACAACA